UCGUGCCGGUGCUGGGGGUGGUGCAGCCCUGGUGCGAUCAUCGCCAUCGCCCCCUUAUACUUUCAUCUACGAUUCCGUUGCGGUUUUAUGUGAGUCUCUUUGCCCUCGGGGACUCUGCUUCAAUGCUGCUGUCGUCCACGUGGGGGCGCUGAAUCAAUCCAUGUCCGUCCGCGAUGUGUCCUGCUUUCCCUCGCACCCCCCUUUCAAGGUCGACACCGGUCUUCUCUGCUGCCUCCGACUGGGAGAGAUAAGUCACUUCUGCUCCUACACAACUGGAAUUCCCUCUCUUCUCCAAUCCUUCUUUCGAACUGCAGGGUGAGGUAACUGAACCCAACAACAGGCCAGGUGCGGGGAGGGUGGGAGAGGAAUUGGGAGGAGUGGAUAGAGAAGAAGUGAAAGGGACAGAGACGAGGGCAAAGGAUCUCUCUGUUGGUUUUUUGACGGUGGAGACGCUCAUCAUUGACGUUGUUGAAGGAGAUUGAGUGGACAGGAAGUGGAGCUGGUGCGCUCAGAAACUGUAAGGUAUUUUUUUUUCGAAGAUUUUAAACAAAUGUAUGGCGUUGCUGUAAGACACCAUGUGUUGGAAACAGGACACGCGUUAUCACUUGUUAGCGCGGGGACGCCUUUGAAUAGUCAUGUACCAUUGCAAUUAGCUAGGAGUAGAUGGAGAAAGCAGGGGAGGACGUUCCGAUUGAUCGCCGCUUUGGAUCCCGCCUUUCCGAAUCAGCCAGAUUUAUCCGACUUUCAGUGGCCCUCUACAUCGCGACCAGGAGGGCAAGGAGAAAUAGCGGGAGAAGUGAAAGCUGGGGCGAAAGAGAAGUGGUAUAGAAACAACGAAAGUGCGCUAAGUGGCGACUCGCCGCUAUCUCUUCCCAUGUCUUAUCCAGGGACCAAGCCUGCCACCCAGAAAGAGAUAGACGCCAUGAUGAAUUGCGACCCCGAAUUAGAGUAUUGUAAGGAUCCCGUGUACCAGUGGACGGCUAAGUGUUCCAGAUGCCAAGGCACAGGGGAAGUGAGCUUUUACAGGAAACGAGGCAAAGAAGUAAUAAGCAAGUGUAUUGCUUGUUUAGGCAUAGGUUACGUGCAGAAGAUGACAUUAAGGGCAGAUAAAGUGGAUGACUCUGAUUUGACCUAAUAUUAAUUAUUUAGCUCUGGAGGCAUCUCAUUUUUAAAAAUAUAAUUUGUUAUUCUUUCGAUGUUUUCCUGUGAAUGGUGUGCUCGUAAUGAACGGUGACACAAUUGAAUCAGUGGCGCCUUCUGAUGCAGCAUGAAUUUCUUUUGAGGAUUAUGGCAUCACAGUCUAUCUUGGAAGCCAGUAAGACUCUCUUCCAGUCAAUACCUGCGAACUUUGAUUUGUAUAUUUCGGAGUGAACGCAACAUGGACUGUGCCGGGGCCUCACUCAGUAGGAGCGGAAGAUUAUAUAAAGGCAGAUGUUCGACUUAAAGGUAUUGAGAUUAUUUUAGAGAUUUUCUUGGCAGCGGAUGUUGCAAGUUUUCUUAGUUGUCGUCCUCUUACCGGAGACGAGUAACAAAUGUCGCUCUUGGCAUAUUAGUCUGCUUUUGUUAUUCCUUGGAGCAUUAUUCCUUGGUUCGUUAUUAGCUAGAAGUUGAGAAUGCCUCUGCCUCUAACGAAUGGCUUUGACGGCGUUGCCAAUUUCGCUCAUACAUGUCCUAUUUAAAGAAAAGGCAGUUGAUGAAACACUUCCGCAAAGUUUUGAAAAUAUAACGAAACCACCAAGAUUCAUCUUCAAUA
This is a messenger RNA of Physcomitrium patens, 1753 nucleotides long. RefSeq lists its product as uncharacterized. Lineage: Eukaryota; Viridiplantae; Streptophyta; Bryopsida; Funariales; Funariaceae. The record is from RefSeq and is a predicted model, not a curated record.